AUGAGUUCCUUCGAUGCAGAGGAUGGCCACGAACAGCCGCCCAACAAUCAGCGCAGCGCAUCUCUUACCCUGCCGUGGAUGUUCAACCGUGUUUAUACUAACUACUCUCCCGAGUUUCAGAUUGACUCUAUUUCAGUGUCCCCUCCUAACAUUUCUAAUUCUCAAAUUUCAACAAAUUGGACUAUGGGAAUUAUGGUCACGAAUCCUAACAAACGAAGCCAUAUUGUUUAUGAUGGCCUUGAGGUAUCGCUAUUUUACGAGGCCGACCAGAAUCUUUGCUCUACCAGGAUUGCGCCUUUGCGUCAAGGACCCAAAAACACAACUACCUUGGCUGCUGAAUCACAAGCAUGUUUGCAGGAUCUCAAUGAUCACUUGUUUGCAGGUGUAACUGAAUCGGCUGCCAGAGCGAUCUCAAAGGAUUUGCGAGGAGGAAUCGGGGAUUUUAAUGUUAAGUUGCGGGUUCGACACCGACACGUUAAUCCAUUAUGGCCAGGUAAAAAUUGGAUUCAUAAGGAUUUUGAUUGCUUAAAUAUCAAGGUUUUGUUUGCAAGUGAUGGAACCAGUUCAAAGAUACUUGGGUGCAAGAACUGUUUUUAG
Messenger RNA from Coffea arabica (coffee), 597 nucleotides. RefSeq names its product NDR1/HIN1-like protein 10. NCBI's taxonomy places the organism in Eukaryota, Viridiplantae, Streptophyta, Magnoliopsida, Gentianales, Rubiaceae. Gene Ontology annotation, biological process: defense response to other organism. The record is from RefSeq and is a predicted model, not a curated record. Gene Ontology annotation, cellular component: plasmodesma; plasma membrane.